CGUAAAAACCCUAGCCCUGUCUUUGAGGAAAAUUUCAAUAAAAUAAACAUAGUUAUAGCAAAUGAUCGUGAGUCAAUUAGAAUCGGUAUUACAGACGACUAAUGUUUAUAUUAUCUACUACAAUAUAUUUGUAUAAAAACGUUUCUAGUUUAUUUAUGUUGUCACGUCAGACAUAAUAUUAAAUGUUAUGAUGUCGCAUUCGAAAUGUUAUCUUAUUAUCGUAGUUUGUUUACAAAUAUCCGUAGUAUUGUCUACAAAACAACACAAUGAACCAAUAGUAGCGAUAAAAGAAGGCAAAGUGAAAGGUUCAUCGGGUUAUCUGGUAGAUGGAUCCGCGUACUUUAGUUUCAAAGGAAUACCGUACGCAGCUCCGCCUGUGGGAAAUCUUAGAUUUAAGGCACCUUUGCCUCCCCGACCUUGGACAGGUAUACGUAAUGCAAUAAACUUUGGUAGUAUUUGCACACAGUUUAACGUAACAUACCAAGGUGAUGAAGAUUGCUUAUUUAUUAAUGUGUAUACGAAAUCUUUAAGCGAAGAGGCUAAGUUCCCAGUUAUGGUGUUUAUUUACGGAGGCUCAUUCACUCAAGGCUCGGGGGACUUCUAUUUACCAGACUUUCUUUUACAGCAUGAUGUUAUUUUGGUAACGUUUAACUAUAGACUAGAAGCUUUAGGCUUUUUAUCACUUGAAACGCCUGAUGUACCAGGAAAUGCAGCAAUGAAAGAUCAGGUAGCUGCUCUUCGUUGGGUUCAGAACAAUAUAGCACAAUUCGGGGGUAAUUCAAAUAGCGUCACAUUAUUUGGCGAAAGUGCAGGUGCAUCUUGUGUUUCUUUGCAUCUGUUGUCUCCAAUGUCGAAAGGCCUAUUUCAUAAGGCAAUAGCUCAAAGUGGAACAUACGAUUUAGUUCAAGCGUCAGGUGCGAAAGAAAGAGCUUUUCGUGCUGGGGAAUUUCUUGGAAUUAAAACAAAUGACGUACAAGUGCUACUCGACUACUUCCAAAAUCUCAAUGCAAAUGCUCUCACUAACAUAACUGCUGCGACUUUUACACCCGAUGAAAUUUAUAGAGGAUUACCAGCAAAAUUUUUACCGGUAGUUGAAAAAAACUUUCCUAAAAUAGAAUCGUUUCUCAACGAAGAACCAGAGAAGCUACUUCUUGAGGGCAAAGUCAAUAGAGUACCACUAAUGAUUGGUUAUAAUUCUGGAGAAGGAUUAGUGAUUGUUAAAUAUCAUGUUACGCGAUUAGAUGUUUAUAACAAGGAACCAUCAUAUUAUGUGCCUAGAGAAGUAGUUAAAAAAAUUUCAAAAAAUCAAUUGAAAGAUUUUGGUGAUAGAAUUAAAAAGUUCUAUGUUGGAAAUAGAAAUAUAACUGAGAAAGAUUUAAAUAUUAUAUGUGAUAUGCAAACAGAUAUCAACUUCGCGUAUAACACUCAUAGAUUUGCACAUUUGUAUACGAAUUCGUGUGAAUCCACUUACAUGUACAGAUUUAAUUUUGACACUGAGUUGAACGUUUUAAAAAUUGCUUUAGGAUUAACCAAUUUAAAAGGCGCCAGUCAUGCUGAUGAACUUUUCUAUAUAUUUUACAAUUACUUAAAUGAAAGAGCUUAUCAAAGUCAAGAGAAACUUAAAGACAUUGUGUAUAAAGUAACUAAAUUGUGGACGGAUUUUGCUAAAACUGGUCAUCCAACUCCAGAUAACCACCUAAGAGCUAAAUGGAAACCUUAUACAAUCAAAGGAAAAGAGUACUUAAACAUUGAAAAUCCAUUUUCGUUGGGACAUUAUGCAGAUAAAAAAAGGAUGGAGUUUUGGGAUGAACUAUAUACUGAGGCUGGACUUCCACAUUUAUCUUGAGAAUAUUAAAUAUUUAUACUCAUAUAAAUUUAAAUUAAAUUACUAUUAUAGAGAUUAUAUUUUAGAAUAUUAUAGACUAUAUUUUAUUAAAAGAUUAUUAUUACACCAUCAAACAUGA
Nymphalis io (European peacock) is the source of this 1964-nucleotide messenger RNA. Its product is annotated as esterase FE4-like. NCBI's taxonomy places the organism in Eukaryota, Metazoa, Arthropoda, Insecta, Lepidoptera, Nymphalidae. Bases 188 to 1846 code for a protein of 552 amino acids. The record is from RefSeq and is a predicted model, not a curated record. The transcript is spliced from 4 exons.